Molecule: messenger RNA, 2025 nt
Organism: Pyrenophora tritici-repentis Pt-1C-BFP
Lineage: Eukaryota; Fungi; Ascomycota; Dothideomycetes; Pleosporales; Pleosporaceae
Source: RefSeq, a predicted model, not a curated record
AUGGCUGACGCAACGAAAACACCGCUCCCAGUGGGGGCCGGAUAUGAUUUAGGUGUCGUUGUUGGAAUUGGGUUCUUCUUUGCGUUCAUUAUGAUGGGCAUCUCCUAUCUACAGAACAGAUACACCCGUUACUCGACCUACCAAUCUGAGGAGUUCAAUACCGCCUCUCGAUCAGUGAAACCAGGCCUCAUCGCUUCUGGAAUCGUGUCAGCUUGGACUUGGGCUGCUACUUUGCUGCAAUCGUCCACGGUGGCUUACCAGUACGGUGUAGCCGGGCCAUUCUGGUAUGCUGCCGGUGCCACGGUACAGAUCCUCAUGUUCUCUAUCCUGGCAUGUAAAGUCAAGCAAAACGCGCCAAGGUGCCAUACAUACCUGGAAAUCAUCAAAGCCAGAUAUGGCACUCUGGCACAUCUUGUCUUUAUGGUGUUCGCUUUUGUCACCAAUAUCCUUGUUGGCAGCCAGCUUUUGCUGGGUGGAAGUGCGGUUGUAACCAGUUUGACCGGAAUGCCAGUUUACGCGGCCGUCUUUCUGAUCCCAGUUGGUGUGUGCGCCUAUGUUAUCCUCGGUGGCUUGAGAGCGACAUUCAUCUGCGAUUACAGCCACACGUUGAUUCUGAUGAUCAUCAUCCUCUACUUCAUGUUCAACGCAUACGCAGUCAGUCCAUUAAUCGGCUCACCUGGUGAGAUGUACGAGCUCCUCAAGAAAGCCAGAACCCAGCGUCCCAUUGCUGGAAACCACGAGGGCUCGUAUGUCACCUUAAAGUCGAACUUCGGUCUGGUUUUCGGUGUCAUCCAACUGUGCUCUGGAUCUGGAACCGUCUUCCUUGACCAAGCAUACUGGCAGCGAGCGAUUGCUUCUAAACCAUCAACCGCUGUACGCGCCUAUCUUCUCGGAGGCCUCGCUUGGUUCGCGAUCCCAUUCGGCUUUUCGACGACACUCGGUCUUGCUGCAGUUGCACUCACAGACAACCCGCGAUUUCCUACGUACCCAAAUGUACCAACGACUGGCCAGAUCUCAUCUGGUCUCGCCGCUGCCUUUGCCGCUGAGACCUUGCUCGGACAGGGAGGUGCUGUCGCACUUUUAGUAGUGCUUUUCAUGGCAGUCACAUCAUGCGCGAGUGCGGAGCUCAUUGCUGUGUCUUCGUUGCUUACGUUUGACGUGUACAAAGAGUACAUAUCGCCAAAGGCUGAGCCAAAGCAGCUUGUCUUUGUUUCGCAUAUCAUGAUCUGCGUAUUCGGACUGACAAUGUCCGUUUUCGCUUGCAUUUGGCACGCAGCCUCUAUUGACCUUGGCUGGCUUUUCCUUGUGAUGGGUCUACUUAUCGGCGGCGCUGUCUUCCCCACCGCAUUCGCUAUUACAUGGCGCAAGCAAACUCGCGUAGCCGCAAUCUCUGGGUGUCUUUCUGGUCUCGCCGCCGGACUCACAGCUUGGCUAUCAACAGCAAAGGUCUACUACGGAGCGAUCAACAUUCACACGACUGGACUAUCAUACCCUACGCUCGCCGGUAACCUAGCAGCAAUCAUGACUGGACUGAUCGUAACAACCACAAUCACACUGAUUAAACCCGACAACUUCGAUUGGGAAAUUACCCGCUCCAUCAACGCCGUCGUCACAGACGGUCUCUCCCACGAAGAUUCUCCAAUACCCGAGCUCUCCGACUCCUGCGAGAAGAGCUCCGUAGCAGAACCCACCACGCAACCAGCCGCUGUAGCAGAACUCCCACCGCACCUCGCACCUACUCUCGAAGAACCGGACGACCCAUCGACACUCCGUCGCGCCUUUAAACUCGCCUGCAUCUCCGCGUUCCUGCUAACAUUCAUCCUCGACUUCUUGCUACCGAUGCCAAUGUUCUUCUCGCACUACAUCUUUUCCAAGGGCUUUUUCACUGGCUGGGUCAUCAUAAGUUUCAUGUGGGUUUUUGCUAGUAGUGCGAUUAGUUGUAUAUUGCCGAUUUGGGAGACGAGGGGGACGUUUGCGAUGCUGGUUAGGAAAAUUAGUCAGGACUUUAGGGGGAAGAAGAGUUGA